UUUCCGGUGUAGAAAAGGACAAUUUACAGACGAAAUGUUUACGUUAUUCUGGUGGGAUCAAGGAAAGAAGCAUUAUCUUGUACUGACAACCAUUGUCAUCCUCCGAACUGCUUAUUCAUUGCGUUUAGAAAAGCUUGAUUUCUAGUAAAUAUCUUAGAACCCGUUUCCUUUUGAAAAAGAACUCUUACAUGUUUCCCUCACGUGGAAAAACCACAAAUUAUUUAUGAAAAAUUACAUCACAUACCAGUUUAGCUUACAGUUGAAACAAAAAUAAGAAAUGAUACAUUAUCAGUUUCAUAGUGAACUUAAAAUUUUGUGUUUUUCUUCCUCAUGGGAUCAUACAAAUAUCGAAGUGUACUGAACAGUUCUAGCUUUCACGUAACUUGAUGUAAAGUGAAACACUUGGUUGCUUUUAAGGAGAAUGGAGAAUGACAAACACAGGUCUUCUUCAGAUCUUGGUUUAUCUCAGCCAUUGGGAUUUCAGGAUUUUGAUUUGCAAGAAAAUCAUAUAUGGUGUGAUCAGUGCAAAAGUCUUAAACAGGAAUUAAAAAAACUGCAAGAUGAACAUGCCUUGAAUUACAGCACUCUUAAGAAGAAGAUAAUAUCAACAGAUUUGCUGAUAAAGAAGUACAAGUCUAAGUGUGAUGAUUAUGAUGUUCAAAACAGGAGACAUGAAGAAUUCUUUAAGAAAUAUGAAGAACUACAAAGGGAAUCUGAAACUUUAAAUACACAACUGGGAUCUACUCUUCAACAACUGGAACCAUUGAGGAAGGCCAAGACCAUCCUAGAAGUUGACAAUAAACAGAAACAACAGGAAGUACAGUCUUUAAAAGAUAGACUGGCUGGUUUAGAGUUGACACUGCGGCAGUAUGAAGAAAUGAGUAGAGAGACAUCCACUUAUAAAGACAGAUACGAUGUAUUAAAGAAAGAAAACCAGAAGAAAAUACAGAACUUGGAAACAAUAAACCAGAAAAAUGAAGCACUGCUGAAUAAACUGAGAGAUGAAAACAAGAAUUUAAAAUCAGAUGGUUCAAAUCAGUUGAGAAAACAAAGAAGACUGGAAGAGAAAAUGAAAAGGCUUGCUGAUAAAGUGGAAAGAUACUGGGGGAUACUGAGACUAAAUGGAUUGUUACCAAAGGGAGAAAAGAAACCUCUGACAGAACAUGGAGACUUCUCAGUCUCACAAGAUGAAGAAGAAAAUGUGGAUGAGGAAAAUAAAGAAGAGGAAGAAGAAGAGUCUAGUGAGAGUAAUAAAUUUCCUUGGAUUUUCAGUCCUUUGGUUCAGGCCUUGUCACCUCUACCUCCAUCACCAAUGCUUUGUAGGAUGAACAAGCCUUUGAUAGGUAAUAUGGAAAGUGACGAAGAAAACAUUGAUGAUAUGGCAAAUAUAUUGGAGUCUGAACUUCUGAGGUCAUCACCUGUUCGGCAAACAUCAAGGUCACAGUCGUUACUCCGGAAAGUACAAACUCUAUCACCAUUGGUGGAAAGUAAACAAAAACCAAAAAAUAAAGUUUCAAAUACAAGUAAAAAUGACAGAAAAAUAGCAUUAUUGAAAUCAAACUCUUUUACAAAGAUGAAUGAAGGUGAAGGUGAAAGUUUAUCAGAUUCAGAUUCUGAAAAUGUGAAAUGUGAAAUGGACAGAAACUUGACUGGAAAACAAUCGGAUGACAACUUCAAAGUGUUUUCAUUGGAUAUUUUGGAGAAACCUAAUGAAAAAGGUGACAAUUUAGAAAAAGUGUUUGAAAGUGAGAAAAAAAGAAAUGAAAAAUCUGAUAGCAAAGUUGAACUGAGUGAACAUUCUGCUUUUAAGAAAUUCAAACCAAAAACAAUUUCAGAUAUGCCUAUAAAAUCUAAUUUAGUAAAACAAACUGAACCUAUUCAUAAAACAACUUGCUUAGAAGUGUAUCCUAAUGAAUUCAAACCAGUAAAAACUUCAGAGGACACAUAUGUUGACAAAAUUAGUAAAAAUAAACCCUCUAUGAAUACAUCUCGUAAAAUUGAAUUUGCUGAGAAACCGUCUAGUGAUGGAUUGAAUACAAAGAAUACAAAUAGAUUGGUAGAAAAAGUGAAUAGAAGUCAUACUAACCAGAGGACUGAUACAGGUUUCAUUGAUAAUAAUGGCUUAAAAAAGAAAAUAGAUGCUGGUGAUAAUGGAUUUGAUUUAGAUGACUUAAUUUAUGACAAUUGUAAUUUAGAAGAUAAUUCAGCAAGAGAAAUUUGUGAAACUCCAGUUUUGGAUGAUCUCCCUUUGGUGAAUAAGAAGGAUGAAAAUAAUUUACAUCAGCAAGAAAAACCUUUAUGCAAAUCAGAUGAUACUCAACAGCGAUCUCAUACACAUCAUGCUCAAAAAGACUCAUUACAUGUAAAAUGUGCUCAGGAUGAAAAUAGAAUACAAACUUCUGAAAAAUUGACUAGGAAUAUGAUCAGGCAGGAAAGUGGUGGCUUCGCAUUGAAAUCACAAUACUCUGUUGAAAGUGAAAACUUGCAUGCAAAGUCUUCAUGUAGUCAAGGUAUACAAAAUGAAAUAUUGACAACUGAUGAUCUUUAUCCUAUUGGGAACUUAGAAGAAGUUGUUAUAGAAAAUGAUAAAAACAUCAAAACAAAGGAUGAACUGACAGAAAAUAAAACAAUGCAAAAGGAAAGUGAAGCGAAACAUUCAGAUAGAAGGAUAUCUCACCAGGAAAGCUUAGGAUUUAAAGUUGAUAUUAUUGACAAUCAUUUGAAUAAUUCAGAUUGUAAUUUAAAUACUGAAUUAGUGGCACUGCAUUCUGGGAUGGAGGUGAUUAAUGUGACUGAUCCAAAAAAUGAAAAGGAAAUAGUGAACCAAAAUAAAAAUGAUAACAUUUCCUCUCUUAUAUGUGAGAAUGAUAAAAAGAGUGAAAAUGACAUAUUAAAAGAAAAAUACAUCACAUUUAUUGAAUCAAGGAGAUCUAGCCAGGAUAGUAUUGAAGCUAGAGAAAGACUUUCAACAGAUAUUGAACCCAAAAUACUUUCUAAGGGAGAUAAUAAAGGUGGUGAUAAAAACAGAGAGAGAGAUAAUUAUCAAACAAACACUAGUGAGAAAAGUAAUAUUAAAGAUUUGAAGGAAGCAUUACCUCCAGCAAAAGUUAAGAAAAAAAAUAAGGAUAAGAAGAAACUAAUCGAAAAAAACAAAAAAGAUGACAUUGGACAGAUUUCUAAUUCUGCAAAUGAAUCUAGUCAAGUAAACAUUCCAACUAGCAAAAAGACUCUACAUCAGUUAGUUCUACAUGGAUUAAAUACUAAAACUGUUCCUUCCUCAACAGUAAUAUCACCAGAUAUACCUGAUCUUUGUUUUAAGAUUGAGAGUCGACCAAAGUCGUUACAUUCCCCAUUACCACUAUCACCGUUAUCUGUUUCACCAUUUGAUUUUACCAUUCCAAUGAUGAUUUCACCACUACCGCCAUCACCAGCUCAACAAAGUGAAGCAGUUUCACCACUACCUGGUUCCCCAUGGAUAGAGGAUGAUGUCUCUGAAACUCAUUCAAACAGGAGUACACCUGUCAAUGUUCCAAAGAAAAGAACAAAGAAUAGGCCUUGUAGCUUCUCAUCCAGUGUGCCAACACAUGCCAUACAUGUUAAACCUAUCAGUGCCACAGCUACUACUAGUACAAGCCAGACCAGCAGUGCAAAGAAACCGGUACCUGCUGAGAGGGAUCCAUUAGCAUUAAACAGAAAGCAAAGGAUUAGCAGAGUUCCAAAACAAGGAGCAGCACUAAAGCGAAAAAGUUUAGAACCUAUAGCAAGUGAAAUCAAAGACAAGAAAAAGUGUACAGUAGAGAAGAUAUCUGAAACACAAGAGGAGAAGGUAAUCUUAAAGCAGGAAACAGGUUACUGGAAAGAUGUUGAGAUAUACCUGCAGCAGUAUAUAUGUUUGUAUCACAUGACCCCAGAGGAUGUCAAGGUCAAGUUACUAACAGAUAAAGAUCCUGCUGCUGUACUGCCUGCUGUUAUACUAUGGACAACACAGUAUUUAAGAAGUAGUGAGGAAGAGAUGUUAAACAGUAUGUAUAGAUUCUGUAAAAAUGGAGAGGAAUCCAAACCAGGACCGUUCCUCACUACACAGGAGUCAAGACUUGUAGAUCUAUUUGUUUACAUAAUACACAACAACAUUUGGGUUGAAUUUAAGACCAGAUUGUUGGAUGCAUUAUGGAAUUGUAUUAUGCUUAGAGAUGUGGUAACCAUACUAGGAAGAACAUCACUAUGUCGAAUGUUCACAGGAAUAUGCCAGAAAGAAGGAAAUGUGGGCUCUGUCAGAGUAUUGUUUUACCAUAUAGUAACCAGUGGUUACCCGAGGUAUAUAACCCUUGGUCUGUCAAUAAUAGGAGUUUGGCCUGAAGUCUUGUACAAAUCUAAUACAGAUCCAAGUGUUUUGUUGACAACAUUUGAAUUUUGCAUCAUGAAAAUUUUACUAACAGAUAAAGAAAAACAUGAAAAGGUAAUUGUCUGUUACUCUAGAUUAUGUAAUUGGUCUAAACCACAAAACAUGGAGAAUGCUGCAGUGUUGAGGAUAUUGUUACAAGAGUUACUAAAAAUUACUAAACAAGAUGAGGCAACCAGUGUUACUUCUGACCAACAAUUUGAGGUUUACAAAAGUUUGGAAUUGUUGCUGUUGACAGAGGACUCAGAAUUCUUCAAGAACAGUUUUACUCCAAUUUGCUUGAAUCAGUUUUUUCAAAAAGUAAAAGGAAAUAUUCAUAUGAAUGGAGGAUUUCCUCUUAUGUACAUUAAAAGUAUUGUCAAUAUUGCUGCUACUAUAUUGGGAAGAAAAAUGGAUCCUAAAUUUGCACAAAAAAAUACUAGAAAAUUUAUGCUUGGCCUAUUGAUAUUAGCAACUGUUUCCAUGGAAGCAAAGGAAAUUAUUGCCAAUGCUAUGUUGGAUAUUGCAUUUAUAGCUCCUAUGCCUAUUUUUACUCAGUUAAAAGAAUGGUUUCAGAAAGACCAGAAAAGCAUAUCUUCUCAACUAAAACAACGUCUUGAACAUACCAGAACUGUGUUGACAUCAUAUGAAGGGAAAUUGUCUUCCUUUUCAUUUAGAUGAUGUUCCUGAUCUCUUUCUUUUGACCAUUAUGCAUGUUUUAAAUUAACAGUAUUAGAAUUUUCUUAAAUUUGUUGUCUUGAUAUGAAUUAGAUUUAUACAAACAAAUAUGUGUUGUAUUUUAUUUUUGAAUUCAUGUAUGCAUUUAAAUCAUUAACCAUAUUCAUGAAUCAUUUCCUAUAUAUAGGAAUCAGUCCAGGCACAUUUGUAUGUUCUAUGUUUAAUUAGCAUCCAACAUUUCAGAAUAAUUGAUCAUAAUCUUUUAACAUUACUAUUGUUGAAGCCAAGGCUUGUAAUGAAAAGAAGAAUUACCGGUCAUGUAAGAAUUUCAAUGUGUACAAAACCACUUUUACCUGGUUAUAUCUUCUCAAUAUACAAUUUAAUAAAACUAGGAGGUUUUUCAUCACUGCAUUUGUCAAAAAAAAGAAGCAAAAUUAGAAACAUUAUCUUUGAUGCUGUGUAUUAUUUUACCAUGUUGCAGGGAUUCCAGUAAACACUUUGGAAAAUACUUAUAAUAAUGAACUAUGAAGUUUCAUUUUAAAAUUUGUUAAUUUAGAAGAUUUUAGCAGAGAUGUUGAUACCAAUAUUGGCAGUUAGGCAAAAAAACACCAUGAUAUCAGUUAUUGAGAUUUCAUUGAAAUAAGGGGUAAAAAAAAUCACAAAAUGCAAUUAACUUUCAAUAAAAUAUAAUAGGUGCAUAUUUCAAAUGUUCUUAGCAUAGUUAAUCACGAUCAUUUGUUUUUCUAUUGUGAAAAAUUUAUAGUUAUGGUUCAUGUUCUUUGAAAUUUGUUUUUAUUUAUAUUCAUGUUGUUGUCAAAGUAAAAUGCUCUUAACACUUACUUUGCAGUUUAACAGAGUUUAGUUCUGUGAAAUUUCAUCUUAUUUAUUUUUAUUUCCUCAAAAGACUUUUUUGGAUUACUGAAAUCAUUUUUGACAAAUGAGUACAUACAUCGCUCAUGUAGAAGUAAAAUGAAGGUUCAUAAAGCUUUAUACCACAAUAAUAAUAUUUAUAUAAUAUUCAUAUUCAGUGAAAUUAUAUCUUGAUACUCUGGAAAAAAUUGUACUGUACAAAUCAGAAUGUUGAAAAGAACAAAACAUUAUUAUCAUAUGUAUAUUACAUAAAAAUACUAAGUAUGUACUUGGAUACCAUUAAUUGUGCAAUAAAGUGGCAGCUUCAAUAUUAGAUGUAUAUGACUGAAUUUACCUAAUUAUAUUCUAAGCUCCAAAAAUAGAAAAAUAGAAAAUAACAGAUUGCAUCUACAAAUACAGAUUGAAUUAAAAACGUGUAUUUUUCGUAACCAUGAUGCCUCUAAAUUUACUAAAAUUGACAUCACUUCAAGUUCUGUAUAGUUCAAAGAAGAUUAAAUGGCCCUUUAAAUAUUACAGGAAUAAACUUAAAACAACAAUUAGGUUCAAAUUUUUAUGAAUAAACUGAGUUAAUUUGAAGAUAUUUAGUUCUCCAGCAAGAAAUAAGAAUAGAUGUUCCAAUACUCUUAGAAUCCAUCUCUCUGAGAUUGCUGAACUCACAUUUAUAGUACCAUGGAAAUGUACCAACUCACCAAAUUAGCAUCUAGUACACAUCAGAACUCUCUAAGUUGUAGUUCCAUCUAGUUUAAAGUAUACAUGUGCCUUCUGUCAUUACAAGAUAAAAUUAAGUUAGGGCUGUUCCAUAAAAACAUACAUGGGACCCAGGGAAGGCACUUCCAAAUCUCAACUAUUGGUGGGUGUCAUCUUUGUUUUUGCAUAGUGGAAAUGUUAGUGAAAUUUUAAUUUGCCUCUAUAGGUGGUUACCCCAUUUUUUAAGUGCCUUCCCUGGGUACCAUGUAUGUUUUAAUGGAACAGCCCUUACAUGAAUCACUGCCAGUGGUCAAAAGUUCAUUUAUUGGUUGCUUUAUUAUGUGAAUUUCAACUGGCUUAAAAUUGUAUUUUAAAGUGUAUGUCAACAUUUUAUGUGGGUAAAUUGGACUACUGUUCUUUCUGAACUAGUUUUGGAUUAAGUUUACAUCAAAUGUUUCUUGACUUGAGUUUUAACUUAUUAUUCAAGAACAAGACAAAUUUUAUAAUCUUAGAUAACUUAUUUUUUUCAUUUUCAACUGGAGUGAUUAAUUUUUGCUUGAUACUUGUUUGCAAUUUAUCAAGUGAAGCACCUAUAUAUAUGGGGACACACUUAAUUAACCCAUUUAAGUUACUGCAAUUGACUAGUAAAACAGAAUUGUAUUCUUAGAAACAUAUCAAGAUAUUUUAGGAGCUGUUUCAUUCAUAUUUUUUAUUAUUUUUUUUCCAUUAUAUUGAAAAUGUAUCUUCAAAAGUUUCAUGUAUAUCAUAUUUUCAGUUAAGGUUGAAAAUCUGAAGUUGAAAUAGUGUUGUUAUUUUUUGCUUAUAAACCAGUGCUAUGAUUUUGAAUAUGCAUUUGAACUUGUUUGUUUGUUAUAUUUGAUAAAUUUAUAUGACAGCUUAAAAUAA
Mytilus californianus (California mussel) is the source of this 7519-nucleotide messenger RNA. RefSeq names its product putative leucine-rich repeat-containing protein DDB_G0290503. The transcript is spliced from 24 exons. The record is from RefSeq and is a predicted model, not a curated record. NCBI's taxonomy places the organism in Eukaryota, Metazoa, Mollusca, Bivalvia, Mytilida, Mytilidae. Bases 422 to 5059 code for a protein of 1545 amino acids.